CAACAUGCCUGGCCGUCGCUCAGGUCGCGCGGCCGCCAAGCGCGCUGCUGAAAAGCUAGGUAAGGACCUCAUCCCGCCUGUCUCCUUGUUUCCACCGUUUGCGCCUCCCUUGUCUUGCGACCGCCCUGGCGCAACACCUCGCGUCGCGUCGUCUCGUCUCGUUUCGCAUCCGUUCCCAACACAUCUGCCAGUCGCUAAACAACCCACCCAGAGAGCACCCCUCGCACAUUCGAUGACCUCGAGGACGAGGCCAUGCCCGACGUCGAUGUAGACGCAUCCGACGCCGAAGCUCAGCCAGAGCCCGAGGACAACGACGAUGGCUCCGACGCUGAGCCUCAAGAGGAAGAAGAAGAGAAGGAGGACCCCGACUCGGACGCGGCUUCUCCCAAGUCCCCAUCACCUCCCCCACAACCUGUCAUAAGACGAAGACGUCUUGGUCGCCCCCCCAAGAACAGACCUGCCGAUUGGGACACCCUCCCCAUUGAACCUCCCAACCGGGAUCCCAACGAGACCCCUCGACGCCGCGGUCGGGGUGGCUGGCGAGGACGUGGUGGUCGCAAGGGCCAGUCCUUCAAGCCCACUCAGCAAGCCAUCGAUGCAGACGGCACCAUGGCCGACAUCGUGGACGACGAGCUUGCCUUACCAGAAGAUCCCGAGGGUGAGACCAAGGUCGACAAGCUCGGCAACCUGAAGGACGGGCGCGACUACCGAUGCCGUACUUUCACCGUCCAGGGCCGCGGCGACAGACUCUACAUGUUGUCAACCGAGCCUGCGCGGUGCGUCGGUUUCCGAGAUUCCUAUCUCUUUUUUACCAAGCACAAGCGUCUUUACAAGAUCAUCGUCGACGACGACGAGAAACGCGAUAUGAUUGAGCGCGAGAUCAUCCCCCAUUCAUACAAGGGUCGGUCGAUAGGUAUCGUCACUGCCCGCUCCGUUUUCCGCGAGUUCGGUGCCGGCAUCAUCGUCGGUGGCCGGCGCAUCAUUGACGAUUAUGAGGUGGCCGCUCGCCGGGCAGAGGGUGCUGUUGAGGGCGAAAUUGCCGAUCCCAAUGACAGAUUCGUCGAGGGCGAUGUGUACAACAAGAACCAGUAUGUUGCAUGGCACGGUGCAAGUGCUGUCUACCACACCAGCGGGCCAACCGUCCCUGUUGUCAACGGGAAGGUCGAGGUCAAGAAGAAGCGCGUCCCUCUCACAGACACCAAUUGGCAACUUGAGCAUGCUCGUGCCUCUGCCCAAUUCAAUGCCGAGAUUGGCGCCAUCCGUCGUCACAACAACGCCGGCGUUUAUGAUAUUCAUACUAAUGUUCUCCAAAUCCCUGCCAGCAUGCAGCCAACCCAUGCGCGCGUUGAGCAAGUCCAUCAUUCUCCUGCGGCCACCAACAGCAAAGUUUUCCCGCCCAUCAACCCAGUAAUACCGCGUAACUUCAAGGUCAUUGAUACGAUCAUGGAGACGCCCCCUGCUAGUAUGUCCAGCGCUGCAUACCAGCAGAACUACAAUGCGCCCGACUUCUUGGCACCAUUUCAUGGCCUCGGCGCUAUACCCGACGAAAUCAAAGAUCUAUUGCCUCCUGAAUGCCGCACGGCUUUCGAUGAGGCAGUAGCCAAGGAGAAUGAAUGGCAGGCAAGGUGGGGUCCUGAGGCGGAAACCGCACAUCGCCAACCGCCUACCAUCGAUGCCGCAAUCGUGCCAUACAGCAAGAUGUAGGGCCUCAUGCCUAUUAAGCAUCGAUUACGCAGUGGUGGUCAUGUACAUCUUAUUGAUCAAGCCCACAGAGUGCUUGUAAAUCAGCAGGAGCAGGAAAAGCAAAAAUUCUAUCACAGGGCCAAAACACUAAAACCUUGGAAUCACGAGGAGACGAAUCGAUAUCGGAGCAGAC
Molecule: messenger RNA, 1876 nt
Organism: Truncatella angustata
Lineage: Eukaryota; Fungi; Ascomycota; Sordariomycetes; Amphisphaeriales; Sporocadaceae
Product: chromatin remodelling complex Rsc7/Swp82 subunit-domain-containing protein
Exons: 2
Coding region: 253-1704 (483 amino acids)
Cellular component (GO): nucleus
Molecular function (GO): chromatin DNA binding
Source: RefSeq, a predicted model, not a curated record